Aspergillus alliaceus is the source of this 945-nucleotide messenger RNA. Its product is annotated as DUF1917 domain-containing protein. The record is from RefSeq and is a predicted model, not a curated record. The coding region runs from base 1 to 945 and encodes 314 amino acids. NCBI's taxonomy places the organism in Eukaryota, Fungi, Ascomycota, Eurotiomycetes, Eurotiales, Aspergillaceae. The transcript is spliced from 2 exons.
AUGCCCACCGACCCCGAUCUCAACGACCUCUUCUCAGACGGGUCAAGCUUCUACGGCGACGAAGAAACAAAAUCCCACCUCGAACACCAAGCGAACACCUAUGACCCAGGUCCCUACUGGGAAAAGAUCCAUCCAAAUCUCUACACCACAAUCAAACACAACGCGCUAGUCUCAGCCUCCGUCGCCAAACCAACGGAUCCAAUGUCCCCUCCACCCCCGCAACCAAACCCAAAUACUGGGGUCCACGUAGAAGCCGAAACACCGGCAUCUAUGGACUCGCACAACGCGCCGAGGACGGACGAGUCAGUGCAGAGCUUCUUAGCCCGGCUGCCGCCUUCCACAACCAAGGCCGAGAAUGUGGGUCCGUGGAUCUAUGUUUCGGAUCCAGGGGCUUGCCGGACGGAGCAGGAUAUUGCGAGUUUCGUCGCCGGGGGGACGAGGUUGCUGCGAGGGUUUGAGGAUGAGAGGGCAGAGUUGGAGGUGAGCAUGGAUCGGGCGGGGACGUUGCAGAAGGCGAGGAAGUUGGUGCCUUUAAGGCGGAGGUUGGAAGGAGGGAUCUUUGCCUUGGCGAGGGAGACGGGGGUUGUGUCGGGGAAGUGGAUGUUGUUUUUGACGGGGGAGGUGGUGGAUCGGGUUUGGGGCGUUGUGGUGGAGGAGACGGUGGAGGGGCGGUUGGGGGUUGCGGCGAAGGUUGCGACGGAUGAUGGUGAGGGGAGGGCGAGAUUAUUGGCGGUUUAUACUCGGGAUUUUGGGGAUGGGGCGGAUGUCAAGAGGGUUUUGGAGAGGCUGGUGGAGUUGGGUUUGGUGGAGAAGGGAGGACGCCCAGUUUAUUAUAAGUGUGAUGCGUACACUUAUUUGGAGAUUAUGAGCAAUAAUUCGUAUGGCUUGAGGGCGAGCCUGUUUUCCAGUCGGGAUGUUUUGGAGGGGAAGAGGGGAUCGGAUUGA